This is a messenger RNA of Cyphellophora attinorum, 2523 nucleotides long. RefSeq names its product Histone acetyltransferase HPA2. NCBI's taxonomy places the organism in Eukaryota, Fungi, Ascomycota, Eurotiomycetes, Chaetothyriales, Cyphellophoraceae. Gene Ontology annotation, cellular component: cytoplasm. The record is from RefSeq and is a predicted model, not a curated record. The transcript is spliced from 5 exons. Bases 1 to 2523 code for a protein of 840 amino acids. Gene Ontology annotation, biological process: protein acetylation. Gene Ontology annotation, molecular function: N-acetyltransferase activity.
AUGGCUAUCGAAAUACGCCCCGUCCAGGCCAGCGAUGAGCCCGCAUGGCGUGGCCUCUGGGAGCAAUACAAUCAGUUCUACAAACGCACUGUAGCGGACGACAUUACUCACACGACCUUCACACGCUUCCUCGACGACAAUGUUCGCAUAUACGGCGCGGUCGCUGUCGAGGCCACCCAGCCUGAGAAGAUAGUCGGCUUCGUGAACUGGUAUCCGCAUCCGUCGACAUCCAGCAUUGGUGAGGUGGUGUAUCUACAUGACUUGUUCGUUGACCCGGAGGUCAGAAACAAAGGGACUGGCAGGCGGCUGAUUGAGCACGUCUACGAGCAUGCAAAGGCUCUGGGAGCGGAGAGCGUGUAUUGGCAUACUCAGUACUUCAAUCACCGGGCACAAUUGUUGUACACGAAGGCAGAAUUCAACACCUCUGUUACUCAAUUGUCCUUGGAGCAUACGAACCUCUCUCACACGUUAUCUUCUGUCAUAUUCGGCUUUGCGCUGGCAGACCUCCAUAGCUCUAUAGAUUUGGAAGCUUACGCAGAUCUUGAUGCAAGUGUGAUCAAGUCUGAGGAGCAAUCGCUCAGCAUUGGGUCUGUGCUAGUCGACAGCUGCUCGACUCUACUCGCUAAACAGUCUUUCUUGUCUACUGCUUUGCACGGCGUCGAUAUGGAAGCCCAACCUGACAUCAACUCCGCCACGUCUGACAACGUUCACGGCGUCUCUGGCCCACGUGAUCAGGUCAAGAAAGGUACGAAUACAGAUGGAGGACCAUCGAGCGAAGAGCCCAGCGGGGAGAUAGUCGACGGAAAAUUGUUCGCCGACAUCAUAAUCAAUCAACAACUGGUCAAGAACCUCAAGGGUUGGGGCAAGGGUUAUGCUACACCUGUUCAGAUUGCUGCCAUCGAGGAUCUUGCCGCAUAUGGCUAUGUACGAAGCGCUGUCUGCGUUGACAUAUAUGGUAAACUUAACAGCGUCCUCCAACCAGAACUGCGCGAAACGUCGACAGGUACCUGCACAGCUGCGGAUUUCGUAAUCCCCGCCGUCAUCGAUCUUCUUGGUUCCAAGACCCAGCCUGCCACCACCCAAACCUCGACAGGGGCUUUCGACACGUCCGAGCUCAGUGCAGCCCUCACAGACCCGACGAACAAUCUCAGUACAAAACUAGAAGAUCUGCCGGUGAAAGUUCUACUGGGUUGUGACGAGUAUGGAGGCACCGCCAGCACAAACUUCGCAGACAUCGCUUCUGGUCGUGGCCAUAUCCUGGUCACAACACCAGAUCGAAUGAAGAUGCUGAAUGGCACGCCCGUCUAUCCCGAAGCAAAUACUCAGGUGCUCCGAGCACUUCAGCGACGCCGAGCAGAGCCGACCAAACCAACGGAACGAGUCGAUCCUGUCGACAAUGUUCACAAGGGCGACCUGUUCAAACCGACGGAACCUGUCGAUCUUGUCGACGACGUUCACAAGGUCGACCUGUUCGCUACUGUCAAGUCUAUGGUAGUCGUCGACAACACAUUCUUUUCAGGCGACCCUGCAGAUCGUCACGCCGGCGAUAUCGCUGGCAUUCGCUCGCUUACUCGCUUCUUCUCUGAGCAUCUGACGGUCCAGCUGAUACGCUCUCUCCAUCUAGACCCCCUGGGUUGGAGGUCGGGUAACUCAUCAAAGCAAGGAUCAGUCGUUGCUCGAUUCUCGGACGCUGGACAUACUUCACCAUAUCCAAGUGAUCGAGAUGCCAUGUGUAUUGGUAGCAAGGGAGACUGGUACAAGCUCAUCGGCGGCUGCAAGUACACUGCCUCUGACCCUGUUCUUCCCAGUGUCAAAGAUACAGCGGCCACGUUACCAAUGCUCCACCUUGUCAAGAUCGGAUGGAAUGGUAUGGACGAGGACCCUUCUGCAUAUGAUCGGCCCGAUCGGGAUCCCAACAUGGACGAUAUGGGUAGUGUAGCCCGCGACAACAUCGACACAUCUAAGAAGACCGUUAUCAUUGUUGAGGAUCGGGAUGGCGCUGAUGAAGUCGAUCGCGGUCUCAACUGGCGCGGUGACGAAUGGCUGGCAGAGGCGGGCGCAACCAUGGUCUACAUCACCUCAGAUCGUUCAAAGCGUGUCCGUGACCGAAAUGAGGCAUCAUUGGCAUCAUUCAACGACCCAAGCAGUUCGUGCAAGGUCAUGGUCGUUACCGCAGAUCUUGCCAGCAAGAUGCGGUUUCAAGCGGACCGAGUCAUCAUCGCAGAUCUUCCCUCUAUCGUCGUUGAUGACCACGUCGAACCCGAAGACGAAAUGGACUACCGGCGCGUUCGGUUGAGGGAAUGCAGUGAGCAGCUCAUCAUGUGGAUCCAUCGCAUACACUGUAUCGGAAACGGCUGUGAUGCAGUCGUCCUUUUCCAUGAACGCUUCGAUCGAGGUAUCGCUCGUGUGUUCCGCGGCUACCUCGGCGCUGUCGGUCUGCCGCAUCCAGCGGACACAUACAACCACGUGGACUUCCUCAACAAGGCAUUUCCUGGGCCUCUGACGGAGGAGCAUUGGGGUUGA